CAUACCGACGCGUUAACUGAUCGAGACACCGUCGUUCAUGGACUACCAAAACAUGUACUCGUCUUUUGACGAGUCUUCGGCUCAAAAUCCAUCCGAUAAUCCUGCUAGCUCGACCCCCAAUUUCAUGCAAUUCGUACUUUCGUCAUUCCCGAAUUUGCAGCAGCAUCCCGGUCCUGGUCCUGCUCAUCAACAAAACCCUUCCCCAGCGACUGCUCAGAGACCGUUCCUGACGCCUGCCAACUCAAACAAUCAAAUCACACAAAGCCCGGUGCAUCAAUCUUCGCCAACCGCGUCCAAUGAACGCUCCACUACUACUUGGACCGAAGCAGAAUGGCAGAAAGUGUACAGCAACACACCUGACGGUGUUGCCGAACUACGUGCACGCUGGGAGGCCGACUUGAGUCGCACCGAAUUGCCUCCUCCACCACCAGAAGUGCAUGCUACUAAGCAAGAAGGCAUUGACGCGGUGAAGAACUUUGCAAAAGAUCAUGGCUAUGUCCUGGUCAUUGGCCAUUCAUACAAGGACAAGUUUGCUGCGAACGGCGAAACGAACAAAGUCCUGUUGACUUGCGAAAUGGGUGGCUAUUUCCGCGAUCACUUCAAGAAGAAUCCAGGAACAAGAGUGCGCAACCGCAUGAGCCGAAAGACUGGAUGUCCAAUGAAGAUUCUCAUCUCCAAGCGACGCUUCUCCGACGAAUGGGUCACCGUCAUCAAGGACCAUAAACACAACCAUGGUGCCUACAGAGCCAAGGUGACACUGACUGCUUCGAAAAUGCCCGAACUGGAGGAUGCUCUGCAUGAUUGGCACAUGGCCGAGAUUGCAAGGGGCGAAGCGGUGCACGGAAACACACUCAAAGCCAGGGCACUGGCAAUGUAUGCUGAGAUGCCACAGUAUCGCGGAAAGUCUCCGCCAAACCUUGACAGAGACUGGCUCGAUCAAUACCGUAUGCGCUACAACUUGCCUGGUAAGGUGACAAGGCCGCCGAUACCAGGUAUUGUCAGAGGUCCAAACAACCCUGAGCCGACGCCAAUCAACGUUGACGACCAACUACCUUUGGAACCUCCAGCCUUUGCCGACUUGGAAGGGAUCUUCCCCCUGGAGCAAAACCUUUUCUGGCCUACCAAGCAGUUUGUGCAGGAGUACAUGUCCCGCUACGACGCCUCGCACGACUUCAAUCAUGUCACACGAGUCUUUGCCCUAUCAAGACGCAUCCUGGAUGCAGAGUCACAGUCUUUCCAAGGAGUCACGUACGAUCCACAGGCAGUUCUUCUUGCAGCUAUGUUGCACGACGUAGGCGAUCACAAGUAUCACAAGCCAGGAGAGAACCCAGAAAACCAGAUUGCAGAGCACCUCCUAGAGCAUGGAGCAAGUCCAGACCUCGCGAUGAAGGUACAACUCAUCGCUAAGAAUGUGUCCUUCUCCAAUGAGGUCAAGAACCCUCGAAUGAUGAAGGCGGUGCUGGAUCAGCAUCCAGAAUUGGCCAUCGUGCAGGAUGCCGACAGACUGGAUGCGAUAGGUGCAGUGGGUAUUGGCAGGUGCUUUGCUUUCGGCGCGGUCAAGCAACCAGACAGAGGACUAGACGGAAGCAUAGAGCACUUUGCUGAGAAGCUCGAAAGACUGGAGAACAUGAUGAAGACACAUUCUGGACGCGAGCUGGCCAGAGAGAGGACCCAGCGACUACAGGUCUUCAGACAAUGGUGGGACGAGGAGACAUCUAUGCAGAUCUAAACUGCACAGGACGGCGUCGGGCACGGAAAAAGGAGGCGUCUUUGGAGCCAUGGUCUAUAUCAGAUACCCCAUUCCAUGAGUAGUUAGUAGUGAUACGGCAGAGGCAGCUAUCGGGCUUCAGCUAUGAACAUUCAAUGAUAACGAAGUUUUCAAGAG
Aureobasidium subglaciale EXF-2481 is the source of this 1885-nucleotide messenger RNA. RefSeq lists its product as uncharacterized. The transcript has 7 exons. Bases 53 to 1729 code for a protein of 558 amino acids. NCBI's taxonomy places the organism in Eukaryota, Fungi, Ascomycota, Dothideomycetes, Dothideales, Saccotheciaceae. The record is from RefSeq and is a predicted model, not a curated record.